Molecule: messenger RNA, 3405 nt
Organism: Chrysemys picta bellii (western painted turtle)
Lineage: Eukaryota; Metazoa; Chordata; Testudines; Emydidae
Source: RefSeq, a predicted model, not a curated record
GUGUUCAAAUUGGUCUUGUGAAACUUGGUUUUGUGAUGUUGCCUAGCAAAGCAGAUCCUGACUAACGCAGUUUAAAAGCCUGACGUGCCACAUAAUGCAUGAAGCGAUAUAUAUAAACCAGGAAGCAAUCCAAAGGAAACAGCACAUUUUAGCCCUGCUACAGCCCAUCCACGAGAACACGGAUGGAGAAAAUAAGUGCUGGCUGCUUUAGUCAGCAAAUGACUUCUUCCCUAUCCAGUGUUUUUCUGAAGAGAGACCACAUGAGAGAUCUCAGAAGAUACCUGGUACUCAAAUAUAUUCAGUACUUAGUCCUGCCUUCUUCAAAUACUCUCAUCACUCUUUUGGGACUUUUAGGCAGUCUGUAUACAAUACUCAUUCUGAAGUCUCCAAGCAUAUCAUACAAGUCCACUGCUGUUUUUAUUUCAUACAUAGCAAAAGCAGACAUACUGGUUUUUGUUAGCAUUGUUUCCGAGAUGAUCAUGGAGCCAUUUGAUGUUAAAAUCGUAUCUGCAGCCUUUACAACAGCCCUGUGGCAGAAUUUCCUGACUGCAAAUACACAUAUUUGCUGCCUGCUGCUAAGCUGUGUUACUUUUGAGGCCCUCUUGAUAAGCAUAUUUUCAGUAGAGUCGCGCCAUAUAAGGACUGUGAAAUAUGCCAGACGGACAUCUAAUAUGAUCUACAUUGUAGUAAUUGCAGAAUGCAUCAUUUUCCAGAUGGAGGACUUCCAAGAACCUUUUGGCCUCAACAGUCAAUAUAUUUUGUUACUUCACUUCUGUUACAGAGCAUCAUCUCUUCUCAGGUCUCUUAGUUAUUCCAUAGGUUUGUCUUUAAGGAUAAUCAAUGUAUAUAUUUACUACAAAAUAUUUUUUAAUGUGUCUAACAGGUCUAGGCUAAAGACAAAGUAAUGUACCUCCUAGAAGAAACAAGUACUCUAUAGCCCAAUAUAGAGAAUAUGGAAAAUGCUAUUGUAAAGUGAUGGGGUAUGAAUUACAUAUACAUAAGCCAGGCAAUCUAGGAUCAAGGCUGAUUGUUUUAUGACUAGGUAUUUAAGUUUGUCAUGCUGAGCUGAUGAUAUGUGUUUCAGAGGUGAGGAAAAGCUAAACUAAGCUGUCAGCCUCAGCACAAGAUUUACUUGCUUGGAAAGGCGAAGUCUGAGCCAGAAAGUUAUUGAUUUUAUAGAUGUGACAAAUUUAUUACCAAUUUAAAAUGGGUUUAAGAAAUUAAGCAAUCUGGAUAUCAUUAUUCAUAUUAAAACAAUGCUUAGAGACUGAAUCAGGGAUCCAGGCUGCAUCGGGCCAACUGCUAUACAAAUAUGUAGUAAAGAGCCAGUCCAUGCUGCAAAGAGCUUACAGUUCAAGUUAAUCAUGACACUCAACAGGUAGAUGAACUGUGUGCAUGCAGUAGCUUGCCACCUGCCUAGCCAUGAUCAACAUGCAGGGUUCUGCAAGCAGCUCACACCUGUUGUGAUAUCAUGCCAUAGCACACUACUUACAGUUACUUUUAUAUAGUUACUUCAGUACAUUAGCAAAUAGCCCCUGAAACUUCCCCCAACUGAAAUAAAGAGAAACUGAAAGGAUAGAUUAUGGCUGUCCUAAAGGGGGGUUUUCUAGUCACCCUUUCUCCUAGAGAAUUUACGCAAGAGGCAACCAUAAUUUGGACAGCUGUGCUCCCAGCAUGCAGUGAGGGGAAGAUGGACUAGUAUUAUCAACAGAGUGCCAAAUCCCAGAGGACUAUGUGCAGGAAAGGACUUGGCCAUAGAUCUGUGUGUGGCUGCUCUGAGGAAGAGUGUAGUGUGCACUUGUUACACAGUUCAUCUUGAGGCUUUAUGCAGUUCAUAGACAUAGUAAUACCUCCAGCUGCUGCAUUCCAGUGGUGCUCCACCGGCUUCUCACAACAGAGCUCAGGCUUUUACAAGCCAUAGCCCUUCUAGUAUGGAUACUAGAUUUCUCUGAUAGAAAUUUUCAAUUGACACUAGAAAAUCCCUGUUGCUUAGAAGAGGGAAUGUGGUUUUAAGGUGAAGUUUCAGAAUGAAUGGCAGGAGCCCUGCUUCUAUUCUUGGUUCUAUCCCUUCCUGCUUUCUAACCUUGAGCAAACCAUUUAUGGCCAAUUUUUCCAACAUAGCCUCUAAUUUGGUUGCCUAAAUAUCUGUGUUCCCAGCAUUGGACAUUUGUGACCAGGUUUUCACAGGGGCUAACCACCUAUCAACUCAAAUUUAAACCAAUAAGAGCUGCAGAUGCUCUGUCAAUCUGAAAGUUAUAGCUUACGUGUUGGAAAAAGGGAGAUCCCAAAAUUUAGGCACCAAAAAUUAGAAAAUUUGGCCUUUGACAUCUAUGCUUCAGUCUCCCCCAUCUGUAAAGGGGGAUAAUAAUGAUUACAUUACCUACCUCACACGGGGCUUGUGAGACUUCAUUUUUGUGAAAUGCUUUGGAAUCCAUAACGGUGGAAGUUGCUUUGGAAAUGAAAAGUGAAUCAGGACAUAUUAACAGUAUCAGUUGCCCAGCUUCCAUAUACAGCCCUCAUCUACUGUGUUUGCCAAACUUUCCAGGUACAUACACAGCUAGAAUUCACCUGCUGUGCUGCUUUAAUUUCCAGCCUCACUGUAACAAUCUACUGAUUUGAAAAGAAAUACAGUAUUCCAGCACAAUGUACAGAUACGGCCAAAAUCAGCUCACAGUUUCAGUCAGCUCUAAAUUUCCUUUCUUUGGUUUACAUUAAACCCUUACAGCCAAGGUUGCACUAAGGUCUAGAGUAACUGUUUAUGGUGCUAAACUUUCUCUGCAUUUACACUGCCGUAAGUGAAAACAGGAUUUGGUUCCUUGGGACAAUUUUUCAAGGGGCCACAAUCCAGUUUCGGAAAUUCCAGGUGCUUAAAGAGACACUGUCUGUGUCAAUUUCCUGCAAUAUCUUUGGGAGAUAUUAUUGAAUUAAGUUUAAGUAUCUUUGGGGUCAUUGUAUUAAAUGCAAAAGUUAUGUAUUAUUAUGGGCUGAGAUGAUCAAAGGACUAUAUUGAACAAUAUGGCAGACAAGAAUGAACUUAUGGGACAAUGUGUGCAAAGAGAAUUUCCUGGGAAUUAUCUAGGAGGAGGUGAAUGCAAAUUUUCCCUGCCUCUGGUUAUGCAAAAACCCAGCCCUUUGAAGCUACUCCCUGAGGAGAGGAAGACUGUCUGCUGAUUACCUGUUCCCAAUGUCCCAAGAUCAAAGACCCAAACUAUGUAAAGGAGAGACUCACCGAUUGAUGGGGGUUCUUGUUCUGAGCAAAAGCUGUUAUGAACUUGUGACCACAGAAAAACCUCUUUGUGGAAUUUGAAGGACUGAAACCUGCUAGAGCAGGGGUGGGCAAACUUUUUGGCCUGAGGGCCACAUCUGGGUAUGGAAAUUGUAUGGCAGGCCAUGAAUGCUAAUGAA